UUUGUUGGUGGCGUGCUGCGCUGCUACAGCGGUAAAGACCGUAAAGAGUCACGUAAAUGAUGCGGAUGUGCCCGGUUAUCACCCACCACUACGUGCAGUAAAGCACUCUUCUUCAGCUGCGUGUGAAAUGGAAAGCAUUACAGAAAUACUCGACAGACUUAAGCUCAGCGUUGGCGACGAGCAAAAAGUGGACGAUGCCGAUUUAUGCCUUCGCCUGAAGAGUCUCCUGGCACUCCUCACAGCUGAUGAACAACAACAUUCAAAGUCCGAAGCCAACCGGCAGCAGGUGUGUGAGCGUCUCGUGAAGAGUGCGUUUGUCAGUUCCACAAAAGACCUUCUCAAGGCUUCCUCAGCCAUCACUGAAGAAACCUUGGCUCUGCUUGUUCAAGUGAUAGCCGAAGCGGCCAAAUAUGAGCCUCUGAGAAAACAGUUCACAGAUGCAGCUGUUGUAGAUCCUCUCCUAGGACUUAUAUCUCAUAAGAACUAUGCAGUGGUGCUGCAGGCUUGCCGUGCUCUCGGAAACAUCUGUUAUGAUAACGAUGACGGAAGGGACCUUGUUCGGGCUAAGCAAGGUGUCGAGCAGCUGUUGCAACUUCUGCAGAAUGUUCUUGAAGUCGACUCAGCACCAAGAGAUCUGCAUACUGUUGUUUCAGGGUGCCUCCUAAAUUUGACAGAUAUGCAAGAAAUACAAGAGGACGCCCUUCGUUUGGGUGUCAUUGAUAUUUUGCUCAAGUACCUCCAAAAGUAUUCGGAUGUUGAAGAUGUCGUCAUGCACUGUGUCUUGGUGCUCAACGGCAUUGCUGAUUCAGGCUGCUCAACCCCCCUCCUCUUGGAAGAAGAAAAGCUUAGGAACGAUGGUCGUAAGCGACUUACCGAAAAACACACACUGUCUCUUCUGCUUGGUAAUCUUGACAAAGCUUUCUCAGAAGAAGUGACUGAAGUUUUGCUUGAGUUGUUUGGAAAUCUUGCUGAAAGUGAUGAGGUGAAAGAGGACCUUGUGGAACUGGGCUUUUGUGAGAAGCUCAUUGAAGUGCUGAAGCGAUUUCAACCUGCGCCUGGCACUCCUUCGUCAGAAGAGAAGCAGAGCGUGAUAAAGACUGUCUGCGACCUUACAGUCCUAGUCCUAACUGGAGAUGCUAGCAUGCGGCAUGUCUACCAAAAUGGUAGUGGGCCUAUCUACAAGGCCACCAUGGCAUGGCUCCAGGCGGACGAUGACAACCUUCGUGUGGCUGGAGCCCUUUCAGCAGGCAACUUUGCCCGCAAAGAUGAUCACUGCAUUCAGAUGGUCAGAGAUGGUGUUGCCAAACGUCUGCUGGACCUCCUCACAGAGCACACAGGAACAGACGGAGACAUCAGAUUGCAGCAUGCCUUACUGGCAGCAUUACGGAACCUUGCCAUCCCAUUGGAAAACAAGCCUCUGCUCGCAGAACUUGGUGCUGUUGACAAGUUGCUUUCAAUGCUGGCUGUGGAGACAUUCCCUGUCGUCUUCAAACUUCUGGGCACAUUACGUAUGCUAGUUGAUAAGCAAGAGGUUGUGGCUACUAAGUUGGGACAAAACGAGCAGCUGGUGAAGCAUCUGGUGACAUGGUGUAGCACUGAGGACCACCCAGGUGUCAAAGGUGAAUCUGUGCGACUACUGGCCUGGAUAGCGAAAAACAGUGCAUCGCCUGAAGCCAAGGCAGUACUAUGCCGUCUGGGUGCAUUGCCCCACUGGGUGUCCAUGCUUUCCUCCGAACACAGUCUUAUGCAGGCUGAGGGGCUGCUGGCUCUCACACUUUCCCUUAGUCCACCGCCAUCUGGUACCGCUCUGGAAGAUUUGAAAAAGACUGACAUUCUUCCUCUGCUGCGAUCAUUACUCGAGUCACCAGAAAUAUCACCUGAAGCUCUGCAGAAUGCGGUUGCUUUCACUACUGCACUAGCCAGCCUUGACUCUUUCAGGCCACUUCUACAGGCUGAAGGCUAUGCAGCGGUCCUCACUGACCUGAAGGACCACAGCAACCAUGUGCUGUCAAAAUCUGCAGCACAGGCGCUGCAGAUCCUUGAAAAAAAAGGCGUGAAAUUACAGGCUUGAGCAUUUGGGGCAUAACCGUUGCUGCAUUGGCAAAAACCAUUUGUUCGACGUUACUGUGUGCAGCAUAUGUAAUUAAUGUUCAGGCCUUUGUAUGUGUAUGCACCUUUGGCUAUGGCUGAUGGUGUGAGGGACAAACUUUUUGGCCUCAUGAAGUUGAGUCGUUUUGUGAAAACUCUUUGGGGUGGCAACUCUCCUUUCUUCAUGGCAUGACCACUGCUUGAAAAAUAUUUAAAUGAAAUGUUCUUUGUGGCACUGGCAGAUGCCGGCACUUCCGACACGACUUGGUCUGUGUCAGGUGCUGUAGAGGAGUACAUAUAAGUAGUGAAAGCACGACUGACCACCACUAACCACACUCUCGCCUUUCCUUUUUUUAAUGCACUCCUCCUUUCCAUCCUUUUCUGUAUGUUUGGUAAUUGUUGAAUGUCGUUAUAAUGAAGUCUCAUCCAACACAAGAAUACUUUCGUUAUAUCCUAUAUUGCUUGUAGGCAUAUAUUUGUUACACACUAACAUUGGAAAUAAGCAUCUUAGAUUAUAUCAUUUGUCCACGUUUAUUAUAUCGAAGUUGGAAUGUGUUUGUAAAUGUGAAGGUUUUUCUAACAUUUUUAAAAUACAGUAGAAUCUCGUUGGGUCGUGUAAAAUAUUCGUAUCACCCGAAAUUCGUAUAAUCAAAACAUACACAAUAUAAAGAAAAAAUGAAUUUAUUUUUGCCACAGAAGAUUUCUAAUUGUGGAACCACAUUGAUACCUUCCUCGCUGCUGCGUUUUCCCGGUUGCUGCAUCGCGUUUUCGCGGUUCCGACCUAAAUCCCAUUGACUUCCAUGUAUUAAGUUCCGCGUGAUACGUCGUCAAUCUGUAUUGUUCCUGCAUCUUACGUUGCGUUUGAAUGUGGCGGUCACAUAAAUUUAGCAGUGCAGCCAGCUUGUACCUUGCAACAAACAGCCGGCACGUUGCAGAUACGAUGCAGCCGCGUGGGUACCGUAUCUUGAAAGUGAUUUGCGACGUGCGCAAAGUGCGCGCCUGCCCAGACCUCUUCGUCAAAACGAUCUCCGAUGUUGACAAAGUGCGCCUAGUGCCGGUAGCGCCAUAUGUGCUGUGCCUUCGACGUUUAGUUCACAUUGAAACAAGAGACAGCGUAAAGGUCAAUUCGCUCGCUCCUGCUGCUGCGCUUCCUCAGGCCAGCGUUUCGAUGGCGAGUGUCCGCGGUCAUCGAGCGAGAUGGGUUAAUGUUUAGCCUGUGUGCGCGUGACAUCAUGCUUGUUAAUUUAGUUAAUAGGCGAAUGUUUACAAGUUUAUACGGCCGGUACGACUACUAUCCUUACUUUUUACAGCUGUCUACUAAUUUGCUAUCGCAAUCGUUGCUUCACCUUUUGGGCGAAACUGUGACUUUUCUUUUUUUGUGGUCCCUUGAAAAACGUAUCAAUGAGGUUCUACUAACCGUGUACGUUUUCUUCUUGCCCAAAUCGUCAACAAUCGCCUUCUGAAAGGCGUAUAAGUGUGCGUGCGUGAUCUCUCGAAUGUUUUCGCACGCCACUGAACGCCUGAGCACGUCGAGUACAGGGAGCAUUUUGGCUGUCCGGGCUGCGCUGCUGUUGUUGUUGUAGCAGCGGUCCUCGUCUACUUUCUCGCUAAGCAUCGGAUAGGCUGUGAUGGAGUCCGGUCCGCAUGACGUGAGGACCAAUGAGAGAUUGCGCAGCCGCGUGACGUAGCUGGUUGCAUGGCGACUAUCGAUCCCACCCAGCUCCCGCUGUGCCGGCUUGUCUGUGCCGGUCGCUCCGCUGGAUCAGCCGCCAACGCUGUUGCUCAUGCGUUCAUGUGAUCUGCAGUGGCACGGCAACGCGCUCGGAACCGCCGAUUUAUUUCGUAUUGUGAGCAAUGUAUUUCGGCUGGGGAAUGUUACGAAUUCGUAUCACACUGAAAUUCGUACCAGCCGGGAUCGUAUCACCAGGGUUUUACUGUACUUCACAUCGUCAACUGUGCAUGAUCAAACUUGAAACUGAAGCAAAACAGCAAUAUAUUUCACGCGACCAUAGUAGAUAUAAAGCACACAAAGUUAAUAGUAUAUAGAGCAUGCUGCAUCACUCAGGGAGCCAGACUUUUUCUGCAGAAUUGCGAUAAUUCCUACUCGGAUUAAAUUCAGACGUAUCAUUUGGCAGUGGGUAUUGUAUGAUACCCUUUUUUGGAUGCAGUACUUCUAUCUUCCUUUAUGAUUAACUCUUUGCGAUCGUGUGUCGGGACCCUCUCAACACGCGGAAGUAUCCGUCCCAAUCAGGUGCCGGGAGGCGCUCGAAGUGCACAUGCUCGCAUUCGCUGGUUAUUUUAGGGUGCCUCGAUUGCCCCCCCCCCCUUAGGGUGAUGCCAGCCUUUGAACCAGUCGACGCUGCCUCGACCAGCUCUUGCGCACGCCCUCCGCCAUUGUGUUGUCUGCAUCAUCCUCGCUGCUCCAUGUGCGGGCGUACACGAAAUGCUCCUGCAUUCGCGCGGCUUUCUUCGACGUGGAAUGCCUGGAUGUUGCAUUCCUCAGAGCGCCAACCACUUGCGAAACGGUUGGAGGGGAAAAGAGGGAGAGACUUUUUAAUGGUAGAAUGGUGGAGAGGUCGGCCUGAGUGAAGUGCCUCUAACCUGCUACUCCACACUGGGGAAGGGGUUUGGGGGAAUAACAGAGAUAGGAUGUGAAGAGGAAGGAGGGUGGUAGUAUGGUGAACACGAUGAUGUGAGCUUCACAGCAUUCUGUUUCUGUGCAACGCGUACAUGCACACUUCACAGAACAGCACAGUCAUCUUCGCAGGCAGAGUUAAAGUUACUGUAGCGUAGCUAGAAGACUGUCUAUAGCUUGCAUAAUGUUUGCAGCUGUUAGCGCCACUAGCGUAUUUAAACUAGACAGUAGCAGCUGUGGGGCGUCAAUUUCAACAGUGAUUUUUCGGUGCAUUGUCCUUGCUCGUGCUGACAGGCCCGUGUGCGCUACGCCAAGUGUGGCCAUACAUUCGAUUCCGCUCUUGCGCGACUCGCUUGAAGCAAUGGCUCGAUCUUUCGAUGCCAAUUGAACUACCUCCUGCUGGACCUGCGAAAUUGGAGCCAGGGAGUUCUUAUUUGCACUGUCAGCUUGUCCAUGUCGACGACGCGAUCAUCUCCUCCGGUGUUGCACUGGCGCUGCUGCCUCUUUGUGGGACAUAGUUGUCUUGCUCAUUUGGCUCAGUAUUUUUAUCUCCAUUUUAUAUCCGUUGUUUUAGGACAUUCCUUGGAAUUGGCUUCGUGGGGUCCACCGCAAUUCACGCACUUCAUUUCUUUUACUGUGCAUGAAAAUAUGUCAUGGCUGCCGCCACAGCGGAGGCAUGCUGUCUGGCCUUUGCAGACAGCACAGACAUGGCCUAGCGUUAGGCACUUGUGACAUUGCAUUAUGUACGGAAUUUAAAUUCCGUACACAAUUCCGUACACAGACGGAUUCACAACACCUACCUUCAUAAUGUGGCUCUGAUAGGAAUUAACGAAGUGCGUUUAACACCAAGAAAAACGUAGUCACAGUGGAAGUAGCGAUGCAAGCCGCCCUAGAAAAAUUGAAAACCAUGCGCAUACUAGGACACAUAGAAGUCCGGUCAUUCAUUGUGCACAGGUGUCAUGCUAGGGCAGGAGUUAAUUUUGAUGUAGUGAUUGACAUCAGUGACGAAGAGUUCCCAAGGCUUCUGUUUUCAACAGUGAAGGUCCUCGACUUUCAUCACUUCGGUCUCAAAAGAAGCUGGACGCUCGACGAGUGUCCAGCUUCUUUUUGAGGGAGACAUGCUACCUAAUCAUGUCAAGGAUGGCUACGUGAGACACCCGCUGCGUCCUUAUGGUUGGGAGGAUGUUUUAUUUUCCAAGAGACCUAAAAAGGAAGCUUCUGUGGCUGGUGCGAGCCAAGCGUGACAAGUGGCGACCGACCAACUCCUCGUGUGUUUGUAGCAUAAGUGCAGCUUGUCGCUUCAGUGCUACGUUUAUUGCGAUGUAUCAAUUUUGCAUAUGGGAAGGUGAAUAGCAUUCAGGGGUAGCAUCUGUCACAUGCGUUAUCUGGACUAUUAGUCUUGCUCGGCAUAAAGAAAAAAGAAAAGAAAGCUGCACUAAAGACUGACAAAGUCAUUAAGUUGUACUACCGUGCGGGACCGGCCAUUGCCUGCCGCAUGUUUGAUUGCAUCCGAGAUUGUACACCACAUUGUUUCUACUUGGGAAUGCAUUCGAAACAUGCGGGAAUGCAUUCGAAACAU
Messenger RNA from Dermacentor silvarum, 6302 nucleotides. RefSeq names its product rap1 GTPase-GDP dissociation stimulator 1-like (gene vimar). The transcript has 16 exons. The record is from RefSeq and is a predicted model, not a curated record. NCBI's taxonomy places the organism in Eukaryota, Metazoa, Arthropoda, Arachnida, Ixodida, Ixodidae. Gene Ontology annotation, biological process: positive regulation of GTPase activity. Gene Ontology annotation, molecular function: guanyl-nucleotide exchange factor activity; protein binding. Gene Ontology annotation, cellular component: cytosol. The coding region runs from base 128 to 2071 and encodes 647 amino acids.